Linnemannia hyalina is the source of this 1506-nucleotide messenger RNA. The record is from the annotation of a GenBank genome assembly. Lineage: Eukaryota; Fungi; Mortierellomycota; Mortierellomycetes; Mortierellales; Mortierellaceae.
AUGAGCGUUCUCUCCGACUUUCCGUUCCCGUCGUCAUUGACCAACCUCAUUCUGGAAUUCGGCAGCAGUCAGACAAACACCUUCGACCCCAGUCUGCUGUUGAGGCAGUGUCCGCUUCUGGAGGAUCUCCUCAUCGCCAGAUGGGAGGGCUGGUAUGUCGAUGGACCCUGGAUCCCACGAGACCACGACCGUCAACAGACUUUUCCGCUGAAGGGAAUCGCCCUCAUUUAUCCAGUCUUUCGCCAGUCCGACCUAGAGGAUCUCUUGCGAUUCACUCCCAACCUCGUCGAGCUGAAACUGGCAGGGGUCAUGGAAGACGACCAGUCAUUCGAAAUAAGCAGGCCCACUGGAAGGAUCCAGUACAACCGGCAACGAUUUUGUGAGCUCGUGCGAUCUCUCCCCAUCAAACUCGACUCUUUUCUCUUUUCCUUCUUGUCGCCAUCUUUGCAGAGCGACGACGGCACCCAGAGUAUUGUGACAGAGCUCUGUCCCAAUUCACAUGAGUGGUGCCUCUGGACUCCGGACACGACACCCGCCUUGCUAAAGUCCCUCGAGUCGCUACCGAACGUCAUCACCAACCUGGAACUGUGUUGGAAUUACCUUGAGGAUUCAGGAAGUCAGCCCUGUGGUCAAGAUUCAGAGGUCAACGUGCCACGGCUCCUUCACCAAUACCUAUGCACCUCCCCACACUUGCUCAGGCUGAAGUCUCUGCAGGCAGCAUAUCCUCUCCGUGGCAUGGAUCUGCAUCGGCGAGUAGGGUUCAGCUGGCUCACACCCAACACCGAGUUUUCUUGGACGGCGAUCGAGGACAAGAAGCACAUUCAACCCGGGAUAUGGGCAUGUCGCAAGCUGAAAAAGGUUGAGCUCGUUGUGCACGAUCACGAAGGCAGUCAGAUAUCGACACCGGUAUCGUCCAGGAUCAUUUUCGGCUACCUCUCGACGGUGUGUCCCGAGUUAGAGUUUGUGGAUCUUCGAGUGCCCAGGGUCUGCAGAAAGAAUCCCGAGUCGCCAUUGUACCAGCCUGUGAUCUUCAAGCGACUUGACGGAGGAAUGUGUUUCAUGACGCGAUUAAAGAAGCUGAAACUUCUCAAGAUUUGCACCGAGGCCUGGACUGCGGAUUUCGAGUGCGGGGAUAUCGACCUUAACUGGCUACUCCCUGGUGGACGUGACGCAGAGGAAAAGCAACGGCGCAGGGAAAAGAUGGAGGAGUGGCAUGACUGGCUGGAUGAGGAGAGGCAAUUGGAGGCGGAGCGACUGGCGUUUGGUACAGGGAAUGCACCAAUGCUAAAGAGUGCAGACCCGUCGGUCCCGUUCGACACCAAGGUCCAUAACCAACUCAAAGACCUUGGACUGCUGUCAGAGGUCAAGUCGGUGAUCGAAGAGAUGGACAGGGAUGACGGACCAGAGUACUUGACCCAGUUUGCCGAGCUCUCUUUUGGCUUGCAUCUGGGUCAGCGAGCAGAGACAAUCAUGAACCGCGUCUUUCCAGACCGACGUCGAUCGUAG